AAAUAUCACAUCCCAUUCAUAUGGAUGAAACUCAAAAACCACAAUAAAGAUAGGCCUCCUACAAACCUCGAACUCAAAUUAAAAACUCCCAUAAUGUAACAUCUCCAUCUCAUGGCAUCUCUCCCUUCACAUGCUCUCACUGGCACUCUCCCCAAGCUCGAACCAGACCUCAGAAAGCUCUCCUCAAACUCUCUAUCCAUUGACAAGAGAACUCCAGCAGCACCCAGGGAUGAACCAGAAGAAGCCCACGUCGAAACUUCCUCCUAUGUGCCUCUCCUUCAACAAUGCACCGCGCUCGGGUCGCUUCCGAUGGCUCAAUCCCUCCAUGCCCACAUUCUCAAGACUGGAACCUCUCAGGAUGUAUUCAUUUCAACUUCACUCAUCAAUGCAUAUAUGAAGUGUGGUGCCGACAUCCAUGCACAAAAAUUGUUUGAUGAAAUUCCUGAGAGAAAUGUUGUCACUUGGACCUCUCUGAUCACCGGCUAUGUUCAUAAUUCGAAACCUGAAUCUGGUAUUGAGUUGUUUGUUGAAUUGUUACAAACAGGGUGUUACCCUACUAAUUACACUCUUGGAUCGGUUUUGAGUGCUUGUUCUUCGCUCCGCGAGGUUGAUUUUGGCGAACAAGUCCAUGGGUAUCUAGUGAAGUAUGGGCUUGAGUUGGAUACUAGCAUUGGGAAUUCUUUGUGUAGCUUGUACUCAAAAUGUGGAAGGUUGAAAUUGGCAGUUAAGGCUUUUCAGAGGAUUGAGGAUAAGAAUGUGAUUUCUUGGACGACGAUUGUGUCGGCUUGUGGGGAUAAUGGUAAUGCUGAGUUGGGCUUGAGGAUGUUUGCAGAUAUGCUGGUGGAGAAUGUGCAGCCAAAUGAGUACACUUUGACGAGCGCGAUGAGCCUAUGUUGUGUAGCGCCUGACCUUUGUCUAGGGAAGCAGGUCCAUUCCUUUUGCAUCAAAUUUGGGUGUGAAUCCCAUCUCCCAGUCAGGAACUCAAUCAUGUACUUGUACCUCAAGUGUGGCAAGCUUGAUGAAGCCAUGAUAUUGUUCGAAGGGAUGGAGACUGUCAGCCUCAUCACUUGGAAUGCAAUGAUGGCAGGGCAUGCUCAAAUCAUGGCUCUUGCUAACGACGAUGCUGCUGCUCGUCAGAACGGGCUAGAAGCCCUUAACCUGUUCCUAAAGCUAACUCGAUCCGGCACCAAGCCAGACUUUUUCAGUCUCUCAAGCAUCCUAAGUGUCUGCAGCAGCUUAGUUGCUUUAGAACAAGGGGAGCAGAUACAUGCACAAGCUCUAAAGAGUGGAUAUUUAUCUGAUGUUGUGCUAAGUAGUGCAUUGGUGAACAUGUAUAAUAAAUGUGGGUGUAUUGAAAAUGCAAGCAAGGCCUUUAUCGAGAUGCCAAAUAGGACUUUAAUCUCGUGGACUUCUAUGAUCACGGGCUUUUCUCAGCAUGGACGGUUCAGAGAAGCAAUAGAGCUCUUCGAGGACAUGAGACUAGCUGGAGUUAAACCUAAUCAAGUUACCUUCGUCGGUGUCCUCUCGGCUUGUAGCCAUGCUGGAUUGGUUCAAGAAGCUAAUUAUUACUUCGAAAUGAUGAUUAAUGAGUAUAGGAUUAAGCCCGUGUUGGAUCAUUUUGCUUGUAUAGUCGAUAUGUUUGUGAGAUUGGGUAAGUUAGAGGAUGCAUUUGAGUUCAUAAACAAGAUAGGUUUCGAGCCAAAUGAGAUAAUUUGGUCUAUUUUGGUCGCCGGGUGCAGGAGCCAUGGAAAUUUGGAUUUGGGAUUUUAUGCAGCUGAACAAUUAUUAAAGCUCAGGCCAAAAUCUAUUGAGACCUAUGUUUUGCUAUUGAACAUGUAUAUAUCAGCAGAGAGGUGGCUAGACGUUGCAAAGGUGAGGAAAGUGAUGAAAGAGGAGAACAUUGGAACUUUGAGAGAUCGAAGCUGGGUCACAGUCAAAGAUAAGGUCCAUUUCUUUCGAGCAGAUGAUAGAUCACACUCUCAGAGUAACGAAAUAUACAUACUUUUGGAGAGUUUGAUCGAGAGAGCUAAAGGAUUAGGAUAUGUUCCUUAUAAGAGCAUCGAUAUGUCAUCAGAUGAGGAAGAGAAGGCGUCUGGAUCUGCUCUUCAUCAUAGUGAGAGAGUUGCAGUGGCUUUUGGGCUAUUGAAUUUGCCAGAAGGGGCACCGGUGAGAGUUGUGAAGAACAUCACAAUGUGUAGGGAUUGUCAUAGCUGUGUUAAAUUCUUCUCUUUGCUGACUGGAAGAGAAAUUGUGGUUCGCGACAGUAAGAGGCUCCACAGAUUCAGGGACGGCCAGUGCUCGUGUGGAGAUUUCAGUGCACUUCUAUAACAUCCUUGCUUUCUGAUAACAUAAACUUGAAUUUUGAUCAUUUUGCUUCAAAUCCUAAGAUCAUCAUGUCUUCAUCUUGAAAGCUGUUGAACGUUGACAGGAGCAGAGAGUGAUGCUCAGUUUGACGAUAUAUAGAAGGAAGUGCGAUGACACUGUACUGGUUUGAAACAGAAAUCAAGGAGAUUCUGAAACUGAAGAGUAUCAAAUGCCUACUUGUAACCAAGUUUUGGCUUCAAAAGAGGUAACAUCCUUUGUAGAGGAGAUGUGCUCAAAUAUCAUGUUUAAUUUUCCAAUAGCAAAAAAUUGUUUCAUACAAAUGUUUGCUACUAAAAUUUUAUACAGAAAUACAAAAAUUGCUGAUUUAUCAAUGUAGUUUGUAACUACUUGUGUUUUUCAAAAAUCAAUAAAAUUCUGCUGUCAGUGUCCCAAAUUUUUUACAA
Asparagus officinalis (garden asparagus) is the source of this 2768-nucleotide messenger RNA. Its product is annotated as pentatricopeptide repeat-containing protein At2g22070-like. NCBI's taxonomy places the organism in Eukaryota, Viridiplantae, Streptophyta, Magnoliopsida, Asparagales, Asparagaceae. The transcript is spliced from 4 exons. Gene Ontology annotation, biological process: RNA modification. The record is from RefSeq and is a predicted model, not a curated record. The coding region runs from base 112 to 2328 and encodes 738 amino acids. Gene Ontology annotation, molecular function: zinc ion binding; protein binding; RNA binding.